UGUGAUAUGAGGGUUUGUGUGGAGGAACAGGUGGGAAUUGGACUUCCUAGCAUCCCUGUAUCUUCGGAGAAGGCUGCUGUGAUUCUGGGAGUCAGAAUGGAGACAAGAGAGGCUUCUUCAUUGACAAAAUCCAGAAAUCAGAUGUUCUCUUUUGGUUCUGAGGCACAUGAGCGGAGAAACUCCGAGCCACUGAUCCCUUGUUCAUGUUCACAUCGUCUACAUCCGGCAGAAGAUUGCUGUGACUCUAAAUCAUCUGAACAGAUACGUAUGGACUGUGGUGCGAGAAGCCCUUUAGACAGUAGAUCCAAGAGCUUGGACAGCCUAGACUAUGUUCACAAAGACUGCUGUUGCAGCACGGUUUCAUGCCGCCGGGCGGAGGGAUUGUCUUGCAGCCAGCCGUGCAGCACAUGUGGGCCAGUGGAAACAGACUGGUGCUGCCAAGAGGCCUCCUUUCAAAGUGGAGGCUGGGAAAUGGGGUUUCCAAGGAGAACAGAGGGGUUUUCUUCUGCCGCGACGCUGCUCGCUGGAGAGUCGCCAAGCCUGGAUGAGGAGAGGCUCGGCACCAGAAGAAUCAGCUUACCGACGCCGUUUGUGUCGCGUUUUCACUGCACGUGUGCCGAUGGUACAAGACUGGAAGCAGGAAUGCAGAACCAGGUGAAUUUUAAUUUUGCCCAUUGCCACAACUGUGUCUUCUCAAGCUUGGAGAGGCUCAACAAGAGAUCAAAAGUCAGGUGCUUGAGAAUGCCCUGCCAGGCUUUCACAACCUCAAAGCCUUCCUUGGUUCACCAACACAGUGAUGGCGAGGUUACAGCUUCCGAUGGCGAGUUCGCUCCCAAGAAGGAGCGGUCCACUGUCCUGGUCCGGAGGUACCUGAAGAACAAUCAGAAGGUCUUGAAGAAGGUCUGCACUGGCACCAGGGCAAUUAUGAGGACUGGGCAUAUAUCAGACAGAGCAUGGCAGGCUGUUUGUGGAAGAAGAUGUCGUCUGAGCAAGGCUUGUACCUUUGUACACAUGGAAUACAGUAGAGUGCUCCGGGUAAUCCAGUUGCAGGUCUCCAGGGCUCUUCUCUCCUAUCCAGAGGUCAGACUGAAGCAGCUCCAGCAUGCAUUUCCUGCUCUGAACCCUGAAGUUCACCUCCUGCACCCCUCCAGGAAGCUGCUGGCUCGGACGGUAGUAUGGCUUCCAGCCUGCAUACAGCAUACUGAAUACCGCGCCUGCUCCUAUCGGACAAGCUUAGUGGCGCACCUGAGUGGAGCCCUGCUGGAGGCCACGGUGGCCAUUACCACCUGCACACCCAUGUUCAAAGAACGCCAGCUGUGCGGCUCCAUGGCCAGCUCCGGCUCGCUCUCGUCUGGCAUGACGGGGAUCAGUAAGGAGCUGGCCGACCUGCGGCAGCUCAUCCAGUUCCCGGAGGAAAUCGCCAGCAUCCUGACGGAGCAAGAGCAGCAGCUGUAUCGCCGUGUGCUCCCACUCGACUACCUGUGUUUCCUCACACGUGACCUGGCCAGCCCCGAGUGCCACAAGAGUCACCCACACCUCAAGGCCUCUCUAUCAGCGCCCGUCAUGCCUACCCAGAGUUCCCAGCACAACGUCGUAGAAGACCUAGUUGCACGCUUCAAUGAGGUCAGUUCGUGGGUGACCUGGCUUAUCCUGACUGCUGGCUCAAUGGAGGAGAAGAGAGAAGUCUUUUCAUACCUUGUUCAUGUGGCCAAGUGCUGCUGGAAUAUGGGCAACUACAAUGCAGUGAUGGAGUUCUUGGCAGGUCUUAGAUCUCGCAAAGUUUUGAAGAUGUGGCAGUUCAUGGAUCAAGCAGACAUCGAGACCAUGCGAGGCCUGAAGGACGCCAUGGCCCAGCACGAGUCGUCAUCAGAAUACAAGAAGGUGGUGAAUCGUGCCCUCAACAUCCCCGGCUGUAAAGUAGUACCCUUCUGUGGGGUGUUCCUCAAGGAACUGAGCGCGGCUCUUGACGGAGCGGCGAGCUUGAUUGGGCUGCGUCCUGCUUUCGAUUCUCAAGAGGACUCUAUUGAGUUCGUGUCCGAUUACAACGGGCAGCAGCAUUUCCUGCAGAGAGCAGGAGCUAAUGGGCUGCACAGCUCGGAGAAGGAGGCCACCGUCAGCAACAUCCUGCAAACCAUCCGCAGCUGCAAUCGCAGCCUGGAGGCCGACGAGCCAGAGGACGCCUUCAGAGACAGGAGCAAGAAUCAGCAAGACUCUGAUUCAGGCGGUGUUCCAUUCUUAGUCGGGGACCUUUCUGAUUCAGAAGGGGAUUUGACCGAGCAGCCGCGAGAGUCGGACCUGCAGAGCCCAGAGGAGCCUGAAGGCGCUUUCAGUCAUGGCACAGAGGUGGUGCCCUGGUACGUACUCUCACUAUCUGCUGAUAUGCAUCGCUUCCUGCUGCAGGGUGCCACCGUCAUCCAUUACGAGCAGGAGAGCCACCUCACAGCCCGUUGCCUGCUGCGCCUGCAGCCCGACAACUGCACCCUGACCUGGAUCAAACCCCCAAGCAGCCGGAGCAGGGGCAUCGUACCCGAUUCUCUCCUUCAGGGCCAGGUGGUCGUGUGCGGCCUCACAGAAGGAGUCCUCGACUUGAGUGCCGUCAAAGCCGUGUUCAUGGGCCAUCCAGGGAUCGACAUCAACGUAGUGCGUCUGCAGCACAAGUUAUGUGGUCUGAGUGCCGAGGAGAACGGAGUCACGCUGCUCUACGGGCUGCACACCACCGACAAUAGGCUGCUGCACUUCGUGGCACCGCAGCACACGGCAUCCGUGCUGUACGAGGGCCUGCGGGAACUUAUCAGUGCCAUCAGGAAGAUGAAGAGGUUCCCGGACCAAAGAUUGCAGUGGCUACGUAGGCAGUACGUCAGCCUCUACCAGGAGGAUGGUAAAUUUGAAGGACCAACGUUGGCUCAGGCCAUUGAGCUGUUCGGGGGUCGGCGCUGGAACAUGGGCUCAGGCAGUAGAAGCACGGAGAAGAGCACUGCUCAGAAGAACAGCCCACUGGGCAUCAGCUCUAAUGCCAAGAAGAAGAAAAAAGCCCUCGUGAGGGGGGACAGCGGGGAUGGAACUGAUGACGAGAUGAUCUCGCGCAAGACAAAAAGCUGCAAGGAAGUUCUGAGCAGGAGCUCUUCAGAUCCGUUAGAUAGCGUGGAGCAGGAGGAGAAUGAUGAUUCCAGCACCUUUGGAACCCCUGGAUCCUCCUCCACAUCUAGCACCAAAGCCCAAUCCCCUGGAAUGUCCUCCUUCUCCUCCCCCUCCCCUUCGUGCUCAUCUUCUGUAAACAGCUCCACCCCCGUCCGGCCUCAGUCCUCCCCUGUCCUCCCCUGCACCUCUAAAGGUCAACCCGGCCUUUCUGUCCUCAGGGCAUGGAACAGCAGAAGUUGGCAUGGGCGGGGAAAAGGCUGCUUCCGUGGUUUCCAGAACCUCAUGAUCUCCGACAGCAUCAUGAGCUUUGUCGAGUUUGUGGAGCUCUUUAAGUCGUUCAGUAUCCGUAGUCGGAAGGAUAUAAAGGAACUGUUUGACACGUAUGCUGUGCCCUGUACUCGCUCAGGCCCGGAUUCAGUGCCGCUCUACACCACACUGAGAAUCGACGACAAAAUAACAGGGCUUCAACCCGACCUAGACCUGCUGACCCGCAAUGGCUCUGACCUCGGCCUGUUCAUCCGCACCCGCCAGCAGAUGUCCGAGAGCCAGAAGCAGAUUUCAGACGCCAUUGCCGCUGCCAGCAUCGUGACCAACAGUACAGGCGUCGAACACUCUUCAUUGGGUGUGCUCGGCCUCGCCAUCCCGCAGCUCAAUGACUUCCUGGUCAACUGCCAACGAGAGCACUUGACCUACGAUGAGAUCCUGACCAUCAUCCAGAAAUUCGAGCCGUCUUCGAGCAUGCGCCAGAUGGGCUGGAUGUCCUUUGAGGGCUUUGCCAGGUUCCUCAUGGAUAAGGACAACUUUGCCUCCAAAAACGAAGAGUCUCAAGUGAACUCGGACAAGCUGCAGUACCCGCUUUCGUACUACUACAUCGAAUCAUCACACAACACGUACCUCACCGGCCACCAGCUGAAAGGAGAGUCAUCAGUGGAACUGUACAGUCAGGUGCUGCUGCAGGGAUGCAGGAGUGUCGAGUUAGACUGCUGGGAUGGAGAUGAUGGCAUGCCGGUUAUUUACCAUGGGCACACACUAACCAGUAAAAUCCCCUUUAAGGAUGUGGUAGAAGCCAUCAAUCGCUCUGCGUUCGUGAACUCCGAGAUGCCUGUGAUCCUAUCCAUUGAGAAUCACUGCUCUCUGCUUCAGCAGCGCAAAAUGGCAGAGAUCUUCAAGAUGGUGUUCGGAGACAAGCUGGUAACCAAGUUUCUCUUUGAGAGUGAUUUCUCUGAUGACCCACUACUCCCCUCACCUUGGCAGCUAAGAGGCAAGAUCUUACUCAAGAACAAGAAACUGAAGGCACAUCAGGCCCCUGUGGACAUUCUAAAGCAAAAGGCACUUCAGCUCGCACACAUGCAAGCGCAAGCCAAUAACUGCACAGUCACCGCUGGUUCUCUUGGCAACAACGAAGAAGAAGAGGAGGAGGAAGACGAGUAUGACUAUGACUAUGAGUCACUGUCUGAUGCUGAUGUCCUCAAUGCUUCCACUGCCUCUUAUAGCCAGGAAGAUAACAUUCUGGAUGACAAGCCGGAGGGGAAGUCAUCGACUGAAAAGCUGCAGUACGAGUCCAACGAUGAGAUGCCAAAGAGGAUUAAGAAAGCUGGGAGUAAAGGAAAGAUGUUCGACAUGGAGCUGGGGGAGGAGUUUUAUCUGCCGCAGAAUGAGAAAGAAAGCAGGCAGAUUGCACAGGAGCUCUCGGACCUCGUCAUCUAUUGCCAAGCAAUCAAAUUCCCAGGCCUAUCCACCCUCUCCCCAUCAGGCUCCAGCAGAGGAAAGGAGCGAAAAAGUCGAAAAUACAUCUUUGGCAACGCCCCAGUCCGUGGGAGCCCUGGUGAACCGGUGACGCUGGUGCGCGGCUCAGGGAAAGCUGGUACGGAUGGCACAAGGGCAAGCUGGGAGGAACAGACGAUGCCGGCGACAGGCACGACACCUUCACUGAGCGCCAUCAUCCGUACGCCCAAGUGUUACCACAUCUCAUCGGUGAACGAGAACGCUGCCAAACGUCUGUGUCGUCGUUAUUCCACCAAACUGAUCGGGCACACGGAGCGUCAGCUGCUGCGCACCUACCCUGCUGCUACACGCAUCGACUCAGCCAACCCCAACCCCCUCUGCUUCUGGCUGCAUGGCAUCCAACUCGUCGCACUCAACUACCAGACUGACGAUCUGCCCAUGCAGCUGAACGCUGCUCUGUUUGAGAUGAACGGUCACUGUGGCUUUGUCCUGAAGCCACCUGUGUUAUGGGAUCGCACCUGCCAUCUGUACCAGCAGUUCAGCCCACUGGAGCGAGACCUGGAGCACAUGAGCCCUACUUCCUACUCUUUUACUGUGGUAUCUGGGCAGAACGUGUGCCCAGGGAACAGCAAUGGCAGCCCAUGUGUGGAAGUGGAGAUACUUGGCCUGCCAGCUGACGCGUGCCACUUCCGCACUAAGCCCAUCCAUCGCAACACACUCAACCCCAUGUGGAGCGAGAGCUUCACCUUCCAGGUUCACUUCGAAGACUUGACGUUUCUUCGUCUGGCUGUCGUGGAGAAUAACAGCUCGCAGGUCACGGCACAGAGGAUAUUGCCACUGAAGGCUCUCAAACCCGGCUACAGACAUCUGCAGCUGAGGAAUCAGCACAAUGAGGCACUGGAGGUCUCCACCCUCUUCCUGUUCAACCGCAGGACAGAGGAGAGUCUUGAUACAGGAGCACGACCGGCCGCUGUGUUGUUUAGUUCGGAGGAGAGGCGCACGACACAGCAGCACAAAGUGACCGUGCACGGAGCUCCAGGCCCUGAACCUUUUACUGUGAUCAGUGUUAAAGAACACACCACAGCAAAGCAGUUAAUUAACAUGAUGGUUCCAGAUGCUUCUGCUGACUACUUCCUGAUGGAAGAGAAGAUACCACUGUCAAAGGAAAAGUGCGACACAAAGAAAGUUCCUCAGCAGCGCCCUCUAGCGUCCGACGAGAGGGUUCUCAAAGUGCAGCACAGCUGGCAGUCUGAGGAGGGCUACGUGGGCCGCAUGUGUCUUAAAGCCAAGGAGGAGGAUUUGAGUGAGAAGAACGCAGUGAUGGAGCGAGUGGAGGAAGUAAACAGUGGAGGAGAGGAGGAUGCGUUCUUCGUUCAGGUUCAUGAUGUUUCUCCAGAGCAGCCUCGCACGGUCAUUAAAGCGCCACGCUACAGCACUGCCCAGGAUAUCAUUCAGCAGGCCCUGAGCAAAGCCAAGUACUCUGUCAGCAUCCUGAGCAACCCGAACCCCAGUGAUUACGUGCUGAUGGAGGAGGUGGGCCGUGAAGUGCCUGGAAAGAAGGGGUCUUCAGCUAAACCCGGUCAGCGUGUGCUGCCUGAUCAUGAGUGUGUGUUCCAGGCCCAGAGCAAGUGGAAAGGCCCUGGCAAGUUCAUCCUGAAACUCAAAGAGCAGAUUGGGCGUGAGGAUAAAAGGAAGUGUGUGUCGUUUGCCAGUGAGCUUUGGAAGCUGACAGGCCGCAGUCGCAGCGUGACGAUGAACGGGCCCGGUUCGAGCGAUGCAGCACACAGCUCUGCGUUGGCGCUGGGACCAAAGGCCUGGGUGGCAGAUGCACAUCUGGAUUUUGCCCCUCUGGCACUGCCGGCCCCCUCGGCCUGGUCCUUCCCCCUGCUGUGGAACUGGAAGCUGCACAAAUGAGCGUAGUGCUGCAGCACUCUGACCUUUAAUCAACACCAUGACCUCUCACACAGAGAGGUCACGAAGAGCGUCAUGGGACAGGGAGCGGUACCCGAUGAGCUCCAGGCUGUGGAGUGUCCCGGAGCCCACGCUGACUGGGCAGAACCUGGAGAGGACAGUGAGACGCAGCCAGCUCAACACUGGCUCUGAGUGACUUGACGUGAUGAUGAAAUGCGUAAAAGCUCACUUGUCACUUCUGUCUCCAUCUUCGCUUUUUCUCGGUUACUUUAACGCUCGAAGUGAGCAUCAGGAGUCGCUCAUGCUUUUCUUUGCAGUAUCGUCUUCAGGAGACUGAUAUUACUGUCCUGCGUGAUGUUCUUUUGCACAUUUUUUUUAAAUUAUAGUAUAGUUGGUUUUAGUCAUCACAUGUUCUUAUUUAAUUAAAACUUUGCGUAUUUAUUUCACUUUUUUUUUAACGGACUUCCUGUAGUUAAAUUGGCAGGAGAGUAGCACACCAACACCACAUUUAGUUCCUUUAAAACAAAAGUGUUGACUGUUUUAUUUAUUGUUUAAGUCGCUGCUCCAGUGGAAAUCAGUGGAAACCCAACAGAAAGGCACUACAGCUUUCUGCUUCAUUCUUUGUAUUUAGUACUUUAGACUUGUUUCCUAUUUCUUGACAUUUAAUUUUCAGCACCAGUUUUACUGUAGACUAUUUUAAAUCAUCCAGACUCUAGAUAUAUUUGCUUGUGGGAUCAGUUGAGGAAAAUGACAUCACUUCCUUAAGGGUUUCCUCCCCACAUUAUUUCUUGAUGAUGUUUAUUGAUUCCUUUUGCAUGUUGCACAAGUGUGUGUGCGCGCGCGUCCCACACAGUUUAAUUCAUUUCUGAAUUUAAAAUGUCCCGGACUACCUCUGCUAACUCGCAGAGCCUUGAAGUGUAACCCCCCCUUUCACUGUUCUCUAGUCUGUCCAUGUCUUUAACCUGAUUCCUUAUUAAAUGUAAAGUGGACCUGUUCUGCAUGAAGAUUGGAAACUUUACCAGUUCUUUUUCUUUCUUGUCACGUCUUUAUCGCCAUCGUCGUUUUUUUUUUUAAUUUAUUUAAAAGCAUAGCCCAGGUCGGCCAUGUCUUUCUGCUCUUGUACAUAUGAUAGAACUAUUAAAGCCACGUGUCUAAUUUAUUUCGGAGGGUGUAAAUAUUACCCGGUUCGCUCGUACUGUAUCAGUGUAUGUUGUUUGUUUAUACUUUUGUAAUUUAGGAUUCUGUGAUGUUUGGUACUUGGAGACACUAAAGGAUAUUAGAUGUGUGUAAAUGCUUCUGAUGAGUCACAUGUAGUGCAGCUUCAUCAGUAUUUUAAUUGCAUUUUAGUGUUCAGCACUAUCUUUGAGAAUCUUGUGACUGUCUGACUGUUGUGGAGGAAACGAGUUGUACAAUAAACUGAAAAAAUAAAAAGUAUUAAAUCUUGUAAAAA
Molecule: messenger RNA, 8224 nt
Organism: Neoarius graeffei (lesser salmon catfish)
Lineage: Eukaryota; Metazoa; Chordata; Actinopteri; Siluriformes; Ariidae
Gene: plce1
Product: phospholipase C, epsilon 1
Exons: 34
Coding region: 7-6777 (2256 amino acids)
Biological process (GO): phosphatidylinositol-mediated signaling; lipid metabolic process; small GTPase-mediated signal transduction
Molecular function (GO): guanyl-nucleotide exchange factor activity; phosphatidylinositol-4,5-bisphosphate phospholipase C activity
Source: RefSeq, a predicted model, not a curated record